Messenger RNA from Prorocentrum cordatum, 1558 nucleotides. Lineage: Eukaryota; Dinophyceae; Prorocentrales; Prorocentraceae. The record is from the annotation of a GenBank genome assembly.
GAACCGAGGCGCCAGCGUGCCUCGUCCGAAAAAGGUAAAAACCUAUUGGUCCAUCUGCUAGUGUGGCGCAGCCGCCGCCUUGCAUAUCGGCCAAUUACAGGUUAAGAGCCUUGAGCCCCUGCCGACUGAGCGAGGGGAGUGGGGCAAUGGAUCCCUCGCACCCGGGGCAACAAGCAUUGAUGGCGGUGUUUAGGUGCUUCCUGCCGUUGUGGCUCACGGCGGGCGCGCCCGCGGCGGGAGCGUCACGAUCCCAGGAGCUGCGUUCCGAGGCCGUGGGGCUGCGCGAGGAGCUGCGCGCCGAGCUGCUCGUCGUGCAAGGGGGCUGGCGCCUAGCACAGGAGGCUGCGCAGGAGCACCGCCUGACCGUUACGGACAGCGCGAUGACGAGCUUCUGGCUGCUCCUGUGCGGCGCGCUGGUGAUGACCAUUCUCGCGGGCAUCGCGAUGCUGGAGACCAGGAGCACGUGGCUGAAGAACGUAUCGAUUGCCCUGAUACAGCACAUCGUGCACGUGUAUGUUGUCACGCCCAGUUGGCUCUUGUUCGGGUGGGCUCUGGCUCGCGGCAUCGACGACGCCGCGGCCCACACGGCGAGUGCAGGGGGCGGCUUCAUGGGCACCGACGGCUGGCAUGCCAAAGGCUCCAACGAUGGCGACGCUGACGGGAACAUCACCUCCACGGGCACCGCGCGUAGUUGGUGCUUCCAGUUGGCCUUUCUCACGAUCGUCGCGACCAUGGUCAGUGGCGCGGUCCUCUUUCGCAGGCUGAGCGCCAUGUGCGCGGUGUACACCUUCAUGCAUGCAGUUCUCUACCACAUGGUCGUCGCACGGAUGUGUGAGUAUGAUUGGACCAUCACCUUGAUUGACUUUGGGAGUAUCGAUUUCGCGGGCAGCGGAAUAGUGCACGGGGCAGGCAGCGUGAGUGGGCUCGCGGGCAACAUUGUGUUGGGGCCACGCGGGUGCUGCCGCGAGGAGCCCAAUCAUUUCGACGAAACGGGCUUGCCGCUCGUCUUGCUGUGCACCUUCAUCCCGUGGCUCGGUUGGCAUUGCUUCAACUGCGGCUCCACCCUCCUGGUUGCCAUAAACAGGACAGAAGCCACCUCGACAGGCGGCAUUUCCGUCUUCUUCUUACGGCACUGGGUCACGAGGGCGUACGACGUAGGCGGCCUGUGCGGCAACAUCUUGACCAGCCUGCGAAUUGUCAUUGUUGCCCUCAUCGACGUUUUCGUGUACCAGGGCUCCUUCAUGCUGCUCCAGGAGCUCAAGAUCGACGACUCGGUUGACCCUAUCCCUUUCCAUGGCUUCUUCCAUUGCUUAGGCGUGUCAUCUGGGGCGCUUUUCGAUUGUUUUUUUGAUCACUUCCACGGUUGGCGCGGCUGCCGUUGCAGAAUCAAUGAAGACGUUUGUGCCGGCAAGCGUGGGAGUUUACACCAUGCGCGAUGACGGUCCAUUUUGCAGGAUUGCACCCCCGAGGUGUUGUCGCCGUCGUUGAUUCUAUUUAGCACUCCUCCUUAUGUAUAUGUUGUAUUUCUUCCUCUCUCUCUCUCUCCAUCUCUCUCUCU